UCAUACUGGUGAAAAGCCGUUUUCAUGUGGGAACUGUGGAAUAAGUUUUAUUCAACAACAGCAGUUAACUCGGCACAUGAUGAUUCACAGUGGUGAUACGCCGUUUUCAUGUGUGAACUGUGGAAAAAGUUUUAUUCGAAAACAGCAGUUAACUCGGCACAUGAUGAUUCACACUGGUGAAAAGCCGUUUUCAUGUGGGAACUGUAGAAAAGGUUUUAGUCACCAACGGGAUUUAACUCAGCACAUGAUGAUUCACACUGGUGAAAAGCCGUUUACAUGUGGGAACUGUGGAAAAAGUUUUAUUCAACAACAGCAGUUAACUCAGCACAUGAUGAUUCACACUGGUGAAAAGCCGUUUUCAUGUGGGAACUGUGGAAAAAGUUUUAUUCGAAAACAGCAGUUAACUCAGCACAUGAUGACUCACACUGGUGAAAAGCCGUUUACAUGUGGGAACUGUGGAAAAAGUUUUAUUCAACAACAGCAGUUAACUCAGCACAUGAUGAUUCACACUGGUGAAAAGCCGUUUUCAUGUGGGAACUGUGGAAAAAGUUUUAUUCAAAAACAGCAGUUAACUCAGCACAUGAUGAUUCACACAGGUGAAAAGCCGUUUACAUGUGGGAACUGUGGAAAAAGUUUUAUUCGAAAACAGCAGGUAACUCAGCACAUGAUGAUUCACACUGGUGAAAAGCCGUUUACAUGUGGGAACUGUGGAAAAAGUUUUAGUCGAAAACGGUUUUUAACUAAGCACAUGAUGAUUCACACUGGUAAAAAGCCAUUUUUAUGUGGGAACUGUGGGAAGAGUUUUAGUUUAAAACAGCAGUUAACUCAGCACAUGAUGAUUCACACAGGUGAAAAGCCGUUUACAUGUGGGAACUGUGGAAAAAGUUUUAUUCGAAAACAGCAGUUAACUCAGCACAUGAUGAUUCACACUGGUGAAAAGCCGUUUACAUGUGGGAACUGUGGAAAAAGUUUUAGUCGAAAACGGUUUUUAACUAAGCACAUGAUGAUUCACACUGGUAAAAAGCCAUUUUUAUGUGGGAACUGUGGGAAGAGUUUUAGUUUAAAACAGCAGUUAACUCAGCACAUGAUGAUUCACACUGGUGAAAAGCCAUUUUCAUGUGGGAACUGUGGGAAGAGUUUUAUUCGAAAACAACAGUUAACUCAGCACAUGACGCGUCACAAUUGCCUGCAGUGUGACAUUUAUUACCAGGAGAGGAGAUCCACUCUGGACCAGGAGGAGUUGGAACCUCUGCAGAAAAGUUUUAGUAUAAAACAGCAUUUAACUCAGCACAUGAUGAUUCACACUGGUGAAAAGCCGUUUUCAUGUGUGAACUGUGGAAAAAGUUUUAGGGAAAAAAAGAAUUUAACUCAGCACAUGAUGAUUCACAGUGGUGAAAAGCCGUUUUCAUGUGUGACCUGUGGAAAACGUUUCAGUCAAAAACAGUGUUUAACUCAGCACAUGAUGAUUCACACUGGUGAAAAGCCGUUUUCAUGUGUGACCUGUGGAAAACGUUUCAGUCAAAAACAGUGUUUAACUCAGCACAUGAUGAUUCACACUGGUGAAAAGCCGUUUUCAUGUGUGACCUGUGGAAAAAGUUUCAGUCAAAAACAGUGUUUAACUCAGCACAUGAUGAUUCACACUGGUGAAAAGCCGUUUUCAUGUGUGACCUGUGGAAAAAGUUUCAGUCAAAAACAGUGUUUAACUCAGCACAUGAUGAUUCACACUGGUGAAAAGCCGUUUUCAUGUGUGACCUGUGGAAAAAGUUUCAGUCAAAAACAGUGUUUAACUCAGCACAUGAUGAUUCACACUGGUGAAAAGCCGUUUUCAUGUGUGACCUGUGGAAAAAGUUUCAGUCAAAAACAGUGUUUAACUCAGCACAUGAUGAUUCACACUGGUGAAAAGCCGUUUUCAUGUGUGACCUGUGGAAAAAGUUUUAGGGAAAAAUCGAAUUUAACUCAGCACAUGAUGAUUCACACUGGUGAAAAGCCGUUUUCAUGUGUGACCUGUGGAAAACGUUUCAGUCAAAAACAGUGUUUAACUCGGCACAUGAUGAUUCACACUGGUGAAAAGCCGUUUUCAUGUGUGACCUGUGGAAAAAGUUUUAGUCGAAAACAGAAUUUAACUAAACACUUGAGGCGUCACACAGUUGAAAAGCAGUAGAAGUAUUUUCCAUACAUGUUCUAUGUUGAGGUUCACUAUAGAACUGAUUAGGUUUAAAACUAGAAUGAAAGACUGGAGGGG
Molecule: messenger RNA, 2242 nt
Organism: Xiphophorus hellerii (green swordtail)
Lineage: Eukaryota; Metazoa; Chordata; Actinopteri; Cyprinodontiformes; Poeciliidae
Product: zinc finger protein 850-like
Exons: 3
Coding region: 77-2161 (694 amino acids)
Biological process (GO): regulation of transcription by RNA polymerase II
Cellular component (GO): nucleus
Molecular function (GO): DNA-binding transcription activator activity, RNA polymerase II-specific; RNA polymerase II cis-regulatory region sequence-specific DNA binding
Source: RefSeq, a predicted model, not a curated record